Colletotrichum higginsianum IMI 349063 is the source of this 1938-nucleotide messenger RNA. Its product is annotated as Prp31 C terminal domain-containing protein. Gene Ontology annotation, cellular component: precatalytic spliceosome; U4 snRNP; U4/U6 x U5 tri-snRNP complex. Gene Ontology annotation, biological process: mRNA splicing, via spliceosome; spliceosomal tri-snRNP complex assembly. NCBI's taxonomy places the organism in Eukaryota, Fungi, Ascomycota, Sordariomycetes, Glomerellales, Glomerellaceae. The record is from RefSeq and is a predicted model, not a curated record. The transcript has a single exon. Bases 1 to 1938 code for a protein of 645 amino acids.
AUGGCCACUCUAGCAGACGAGCUUCUUCAGGAUUUCGAGGACUCUGGCUCCGAAGCUGAGGACACUCAGCAAGACCAUGAUCCUCUCGGCCUUCUCGACAAUGCGCCCGAAGCGAACGGUCGCAAAUCCGCCGGGGACAUGGAGGUCGACGGCGACCAAAGUGAAGCUGAGGACGAUGACGACGAGAUGGGAGGUGUCUCAAAAGGCGCUGUCGAUUCUGCCGAGGACGCAGAAGAUACUAAAGCCAAGGUUGAGAAGAUGCAACUGGGCGGCGUCGACGACGUCCGCAGCGUCGCUGGCCUUAUGCAGACCCUUGAACCCGUACUAGAGGUUAGUCAGAUUCUUACCAACACGUUUGGCUCUCCUGAAGCAGCGUUUACAUCCUCUCUUGAGAGAACUAGUCCUGACAUCGUGGUUCGAACGGUACAGAAAAUCGUACACUACCAGUCACAACCUACUCCAACGCAGCUCGUCGGCAACAUCGAAGACCACCCCGAGUACCACCUCCUCACGCAGUCGAAUAGUCUUUCUACACUCAUCGACAGUGAGAUAGUUCUGGUGCACAAGUACAUCCGAGAUCACUACUCGAUACGGUUUCCAGAGCUUGAAACGCUCAUCACAAACCCGCUGGAAUACGCCAAGGUCGUUGCAAUCUUGGGCAAUGGGCCUUUGGACUCAGAGAACAUCAAGAAACUGCAGCAUGCAACGGAAAACCCUCUCAAGGUAUCGCUGCGGUCAGUGCUCGAUGGCCCAUCCCUGAUGAUUGUAACGGUGGAAGCCACGACAACAAAGGGACGGGAAAUGUCACAGGAUGAACUGGAGCGCGUGUACAGAGCAUGCGAAAUGGUGAUAUCACUUGACAAGGCGAAGAAGACCCUCACGGAGUACGUCCAGUCACGCAUGAACCUGUUUGCGCCGAACCUGACCGCUUUGAUCGGGUCAUUGACGGCUGCGCAACUAUUGAAUGCUGCUGGUGGCCUCACAGGCCUUGCCAAAACGCCCUCGUGCAACAUCCCGGCAUGGGGCUCGAAGAAAGGUGCUGGUGCCGCGGGGAUGGCUACGAACAUCGGUAUCAGACAACAAGGGUUCCUCUACCACUCACCUAUCAUUCAGGGCAUCCCCAACGACCUCAAGAGACAGGCCAUGCGCAUUGUGGCAGCCAAGCUUGUGCUUGCGGCGCGUGUCGACCGCAUACACUCCAGCCCAGACGGCUCAACCGGCGAAGACCUCAAGGAGCAGUGUCUUACACGACUCGAGAAGCUCACGGAGCCUCCUCCGAACAAGGGCCCACGAGCUCUGCCAGCGCCGGACGACAAGCCGUCCCGCAAACGCGGCGGAAGAAGAGCAAGGAAGGCCAAGGAGGCGACGGCCAUGACAGAGCUACGUAAGGCACAGAACAGGAUGGCCUUUGGCCAUGAGGAAAAGGAGGUCGGCUACGGUACAGGAGAGAGCACCGCAGGCAUGGGCAUGAUCGGCCAGGGCAAUGAUGGCAGAAUUCGCAACCUGCAGAUCGACCAGCGCACGAGGGCGAAGCUCAGCCAGAAGAACAAGGGGUGGGGCGGCGCGACGUCCAUGAACGGAGCCGCAUCGUCGCUCAAGGGGUUCGGGCAGUCUGUAAACUCCAACAUUGACCUCCGCGGUAAGGGCCUGAGGACAUCAGGUGUCGGCACGUCGCUGGGCGUGGGAGCGGGCACUGCAUCGUCGCUAGCCUUCACGCCCGUGCAGGGCCUGGAGCUCGUCGACCCCAAGGUCCAGGCUGAACUCAGUCGCAAGCGGAAGGCGGAAGAGGACCGGUGGUUCAAGGGUGGCACAUUUACGCAGGUGGCCGGCUCCUCGUCCAAUGGUGGAGGAGGCUUCAAGAAACCCGAGCUGCCGCCCAGCAAAAAGGUUGAUACCGGUGCAGGCAAGAUGGGUCCGCCGCCCCCGCGAAGCGGCUGA